AUGGAUGGGGCGCAGGGGGUGGUCACAGACGCGGCCUGCCAAGUGUGUGGCGACACGGGCGGCGCGACACGGCUGGUCCUGUGCGAAAACGCCGCCCGCGGCUGCCUGGGCGGCAUUCACCUUUAUUGCUGCAUCCCGCUGCGGGCAGAGCCAUGGGCAGAUGCAUGGUACUGCUCCGAGUGCAGCCAGGUGCUGGCAGAGGUGGCAACACGCGAAAAGCGGCAGGCAGCGCAGCGCGCCGCCAAGCGCGUCGCUGCCGCCGAAGUGCGCCGGAAGGAGCGCCAGGACAGGAAGCAGCGGCGGCAGGAGGAGGCUGAGCAGCGGCGCCGACAGCAACAGAAUGCACAGCAGCAGCAGCGUCAGCAGCAGCCAGCGGCUGGCGGCGGGCGUGCAGCCGGUCUCCCCGCUCGGCAGCAGCUGGUGCGGCAACAGAGGCCGCCAGCAUCGGUCGGCGGCACGCCUGUGGCCCGGACCGACACACUGACGAUGCUGUUUGAGAGCUUGAAGGGGGACGAGGAGGCUGCCAAGCGGCGAGCCCAGGAGAUGGGGCGCGUGGUGGAUGGCACCAGCCGCCGCCUCUCAAGCAUCAUCACCGAGAGCGACGAGGCGAUCCGGCUGCUGCAUGAGCGGCACUCCCUGAAGUGCUGCACGCUUGCGGGCCUGAAAGGGGUGUUCCCGCUGCAGCUGCCGCUGGCGCACCAGAGGGGCAGCUUUGCGGCAAGCCUGCUGUGCUACGGCAUCCCAGGCAAUCUGCAUAGCGGCGCGGCAGCGCAACGGCUUGAGCCUCUGGCGGCGGCCACGAGCGCGGGGCGGCAGCCCCCCGCAUGCCUCAUGUGGAUGGAUGAGCUCGGCAUCCACCAGGAUCGGGCUUGGCAGCAGGCCAGCAUGCUGCUGGUGCUGGGCCAGGCCCCGCCCUCCCAGCAGGAGGCCAUGGCCCAGCAGUGGAUGGCGCUGUGGGAGAUGCUGCGGCGGGACCGGCAGGCCAUCCACAUCCCCAUCCCCGCUGUGGCUGCUGGUGGUGGUGGCAGGGAGGGCGAUGGUGGCGCCGCCACGCAAGAGGGCCUUGAGCUGUUCCUGGUGCCGAACCUGCUGGACCCAGCCAGCAUGACGCUGUUUGGCUUGCUGGCAGUACCCAUCCCUUUGGAGCGCCCAGAUGCCGCCGCUGCACGCGCGCCGGGCCGCGGCAUUCUGCACCGCACCUCAGCAGCCGCCCUGGUGCCAACGACGGCGGCAAGCGGGCCGGCAGCAGCGGCAGGGCAGGAUGCCAGGCGGCUGCCCCUGGCAUGGGCAGACGCGGGGCAAGAUGACAAGCCGGGCGCAGAAAGCGCUGCGGCGCUGGAGCUGGGGCUGGGAGCGCACUAUGCCACGCCGCGCCGGCGGGCUGUGCAGGUUUCUCGGCCAGCCCGCCUGCCCUCCAUCCGCACCUUCGUGGAUGACACAGGCGCCCCAAAGCCGCUGGAGGGGCUGCGCGUGGCGCUGGUGGGCUUUACCAAGCACCAUGAGAUGACUGCAAAGAUUCUGGAGGAAUUGCGUGGGCUGGGAGCCAGCACCUACACCAACCAAGUGACAGUGGCCGAUGUCUUAAUGCUGCAUCCAACCCUGAUACGAGUUCCUGGCUUGGAGCGCUGCUCAGACGUGCUGCCGCUGGGCCUGGCGCACCUGCUGGCCAGCUCGUCUGUGCACGCAUUCCACGACAGCAGCUUCCUGGUGCUACGUGAAAUGAUUCAGUGA
This is a messenger RNA of Chlorella variabilis, 1731 nucleotides long. RefSeq names its product expressed protein. The transcript has 7 exons. Bases 1 to 1731 code for a protein of 576 amino acids. NCBI's taxonomy places the organism in Eukaryota, Viridiplantae, Chlorophyta, Trebouxiophyceae, Chlorellales, Chlorellaceae. The record is from RefSeq and is a predicted model, not a curated record.